Messenger RNA from Purpureocillium takamizusanense, 1346 nucleotides. RefSeq lists its product as uncharacterized. The coding region runs from base 652 to 942 and encodes 96 amino acids. The record is from RefSeq and is a predicted model, not a curated record. Gene Ontology annotation, cellular component: membrane. Lineage: Eukaryota; Fungi; Ascomycota; Sordariomycetes; Hypocreales; Ophiocordycipitaceae. The transcript is spliced from 3 exons.
ACCAUUUUUGCCGUCGCCCCUUCACACGAGAUUGUGUGGUUUCUUGGUUUGUUUUUUGCGACGGCUGAGAUCGAAUCUCGCCAGGUUUGGCACGCUCAUCUGUGGUGGCGGCCUCAAACACUAUAUCGGCGGGAAGUCAAUUCGGCUUUUGAGCACUCUUUGUUUGGCCACAAGCUGUCCAUAGCUCUCUCCUAGCUGGCGCCACGGCGCAUCCUCUCUGAGAUGCGGAAGCGGUAGCCGAUGGCACGUGCGCCUUACGUCAUGCUCUGGACGUGCUGGACGGUGCACCACGUCACCGCCCGACAGUGAUUAUCGAACGAUAGGAGGUCUCGCCUGCCCUGGACGGGAUGAGUUUCAGUGCGCGGUUGCAGUCGUCGCAAUCACGUUUUACGCCAUCGCCCUCGUUGGAACGCUCCCCCCUCACACUUCCCCCCUCACACGUCGUCCUUCGAACCCCUCACCUAUUCUCACGAACCUGUGACGACACAGACCACCACUGCGAGUCGUGCAUCGAACUGCAACAUCCGCGAUUGUCACCGAAGCCCAGCAUCCGCCUUGAACGUGACGAGGUUGAUUUAGCCGAACAAUUACACCCCGCGUAGCGCAUCAACUGAAACAUCAUCGACGCCGAAGCACGCUUCCAACGCCAUCAUGGGUGUCGCGUCCGCUAUCCUCAUCGUCCUCAUCACCAUCCUCUUCCCUCCCCUGGGAGUGUGGGCAGUGGCAGGAUGUGGCAUGGACUUGCUCAUCAACAUUUGCCUGACGAUCCUCGGCUAUCUACCCGGUCAUAUUCACGCCUUCUAUCUCGAGUACAUCUACUAUGACCGUCGAGAGCAGGCCCACGAGGGGCGCUACCCAACCAGCCGCGCGCCUGGCGUCUACUCGGACAACGUGCAGACGGGCGGCCAAGGAUACGGCACCAUCGUGCAGCCGACCCGCUAAGAAGAUGGCGGGCGUCCAAGGGAGCACGCACGACCUGCGGUUCUUAUGGCCCGGCGAGAUAUGCGAAAUGUGGCUCGCUAAUGACGGUGGGCUGGAGUAAUGAUGGGCCACGAGAGUAGCAUUGGAGUUGGGCUUUGGGCGUUGAAUGAAUGUCUGGGUUCUCUUUCAACAUGGCGCCGACCUUGUUUUAGCUUGCGUGGUAGUCUAUUCAACGGGUCCCGUCGUCGUGCAGAGCGGCGGGCUAUACUUUUCCCUGCUUGGCCAUGUUGUGGUGUUUCGCCGCAGCUCGUCAAGUCCAACGUGGAUGAAUCCUAUUGCAUGCCCAUUGAUAUAUACGGCGGUGAAGCCGCGUGUGGUACGUAUGCGGGAAAUUGACUCGACCCUGACUCGACGGAUCGGAGCGG